This is a messenger RNA of Galeopterus variegatus (Sunda flying lemur), 357 nucleotides long. RefSeq names its product transmembrane emp24 domain-containing protein 3-like. Gene Ontology annotation, biological process: endoplasmic reticulum to Golgi vesicle-mediated transport; intracellular protein transport; Golgi organization. The transcript has 2 exons. NCBI's taxonomy places the organism in Eukaryota, Metazoa, Chordata, Mammalia, Dermoptera, Cynocephalidae. Gene Ontology annotation, cellular component: COPI vesicle coat; endoplasmic reticulum; Golgi apparatus. The record is from RefSeq and is a predicted model, not a curated record. The annotation marks the transcript as partial.
GCCCAGCGGCCGCGGGGCGCCGAGCUCACCUUCGAGCUGCCGGACAACUCCAGGCAGUGCUUCCACGAGGAGGUGGAGCAGGGCGUGAAGUUCUCCCUGGAUUACCAGGUCAUCACUGGAGGCCACUACGAUGUUGACUGCUAUGUGGAGGACCCUCUGGGGAACACCAUCUACAGGGAAACCAAGAAGCAGUACGACAGCUUCACGUACCGGGCUGAGGUCAAGGGCGUUUAUCAGUUUUGCUUCAGUAAUGAGUUUUCCACCUUCUCUCACAAGACCGUCUACUUUGACUUUCAAGUGGGCGACGAGCCCCCCAUUCUCCCAGACAUGGGGAACAGGGUCACUGCUCUCACCCAG